AUGCAAAGUGGAAGCGGAAGUGGCCCUGGUUCUGAUUUGUUCAGCAGUUAUGAACAACAUCCGCCACCUCCAGGUUCUCGUCUGGCUCAAUAUCUGCAUGGAAACAGCACCCAACAAGUACCACGACCUUCUAGUUGGGUUAAUCGGAUGCCAUCAAAUCAAGCGACAGCUGGUCCGUAUGCCUUCAACAACCAUCCUACUUCGCAGUCCAGCAAUCUGCCGCACUUUACAUCAUCUUUUGCUGCUAUGGGUUUGAGUGAUGAAAAGGAAAACCCAUCAUUAUCGGUCAUGCCUUAUGGUUUUCCAACAUCAUCGCAGCGAUCCCUUAACUACUCUAAUGUGACGCAAGCUUUGACCACUUCUCCUAUUAUUCACGACCCAAUGCGACCAAGCAGUCACAUAAGUCAAGAAAAUUGUGGCUCAACUACUGCAAAUUAUAUGCAAGAAAAUUUCGGUGGGACAACAUAUUUCUUUACACCAACUACAACAAAUUCCACUGUUACUGAUGGACAGCCAUCUAUUCCACAGAAAGAUGAUCGUGUAUAUGUGACAACAAAUGGUAAUUUUGUAUAUCAUGGUCCAUUGCCACAUAUUGGCAAAUACAAACCACCACGAGGACUUUCAUAUUUCACGCCACCUGAACUAAAAAUGGAGCUGUUACAACGACAGCUUGCUAUACAGUGUCGCACAGAGCCGUCGCUUUAUCCUGAUAUCCCGCAAAAUGUUGAAUAUUUCCAGAAUCUAGUUCCACUUGAAAAUGUCAAAUUUGUGGGCAGCCAUAUGGAACGUGGAAUCAUCGGGUCACACAUCACAACAGUGUAUAAAGCGAUUAAUGGACGUGAUGGCAUGCCCUACUGCUUAAGGCGAAUUCACAAUUUUCGAGUGAAUGCAAUGAAACAGCUUUCAUUAGCUGAUAACUGGAAGAAAUUAAUGCAUGUAAAUGUUGUGCAGCUGAGAGAUGUUAUACAGACUCGUCAGUUUGGUGAUCAUUCACUGCUAUUUGCUUAUGAUUAUCACCCGCUUUCGGAAACGCUAAAAAAUCGGCAUCUGAAUAAUCGACUCAAUGGGUCUGCAAAACUAGGACCAGUUGGAAAUCUCCCUGGAACUGGUCCAAUAGUGCAAGAAUCUUUAAUGUGGUCUUAUAUUGUGCAGCUAUCAUCAGCUCUUAGAGCUAUACACUCCGCUGGUAUGGCAGCACGAACUGUUGAUCCAUCAAAAAUCAUUGUUUUUGACAAAACCAAAGUAAUGUUAAGCAGUUGCGGUAUUCUGGAUGUUAUCAAUCCUGGGAAUGAUCAUACCAUCCAGUUAUACCAGCAAGAUGAUUUGAAUGGUCUUGGUCGUGUGCUAAUUGCAUUGGCAAUGGGUUCGCUACAUGCCGUACGUCGUGAAAAUAUUAGCAACAGUAUUAGCAUUAUCAGUCAGCAAUGUACUACCGACUUAAAGAACAUAAUCACACUUUUGUUACAAGCUUCAACUCAGCGCCCACAUUCUAUCAACGAAGUAAUGCCAAUGAUUGGUGCCCGUUUCUAUGCACAGCUUGAAACAACUCAAAUGAAGAAUGAUCUUUUGGAAAAUGAGUUAUCAAAAGAAUUGGAAAAUGGACGUCUGUUUCGAUUGCUAUGCAAAUUAAAUACUAUUACUGAGCGAGCGGAGUUUCAAAUGGAUGUAUCAUGGAGCGAAACGGGUGACCGGUAUUUAUUGAAACUAUUCAGAGAUUAUUUGUUUCAUCAAAUAACAGAAACUGGGAAACCGUGGAUUGAUAUGGCACAUAUCGUGACUUCCUUGAAUAAGCUAGAUGCUGGUGUCAACGAAAAAAUUCAGUUGGUUUCACGUGAUGGUGAGAAUGUGCUUGUGGUAUCAUAUACAGAUUUACGGCGGUGUCUGGAAAAUGCUUUCAGUGAAUUACAGAAUAGACCACCUUCAAUACCAAAUACACUAUUGCCAGUAGUUGGUCAUCUCUAA
Brugia pahangi is the source of this 1962-nucleotide messenger RNA. Lineage: Eukaryota; Metazoa; Nematoda; Chromadorea; Rhabditida; Onchocercidae. The record is from the annotation of a GenBank genome assembly.